Molecule: messenger RNA, 808 nt
Organism: Pseudomyrmex gracilis
Lineage: Eukaryota; Metazoa; Arthropoda; Insecta; Hymenoptera; Formicidae
Gene: mRpL48
Exons: 4
Coding region: 134-673 (179 amino acids)
Cellular component (GO): mitochondrial ribosome
Source: RefSeq, a predicted model, not a curated record
UAGGUUGUUUUAUAUAAUCAGCUGAUCUCUCGAAACAAAAUUACCAAACUCGCGUGACAACUUUCGUAAACAAAGAGAAUUUUACCAAUUUUGCUUGAAAUCAAUAAAUUGGUCACUUAAUAAUUUACAAGAAAUGGCUUUAAAUAUGAUCAAACAGAUUAGAAUGCUUGGACAACGUUUACUUAUCCCAAAAGCAAGUCAAUCAGCUAAAGUCUAUACUGGAAGUUUGUUCGAGCCUGAUUAUUUACAGACAGGAAAAUCGAAAAUUCCACUUGUCUCCACGUUAAAUGUACAAAUUAAAGGCUACAAUUAUCCUGAGCUGGAAUCCUAUCAAAGUUUCAUACAUAAAAUAGCAGAUAUUAUGCAGAUUGACAUAGAUGACAGUUGGCCAUUACCACCUGAAACAUUCAAAAUUCAGAGAUUUAAAAUGGGAACAGCUGCAAUAGCAGCUGAAUACAAUCUUAAAGUUUAUGAGAGAAAUGUACAAAUAUCUGAUGUACCUUCUACAAAAUGUUCAGUGUUGGUUAGAGUAUUGGAAGCAGCUUUGCCACAAGGUGUUAUCUUAAAUGUUGACAUUUUUGAUCCCGAAUAUGAAAAGAAACGAUAUGUACCGGACAAAGAAUUGCUUGACUUACAGUCAACGUUAGAUACAAUGAAGAAUAAAAAAAGUUAAAGUAUACAUUAUUGUGAAUAUUCUUACAAUGUAGACUUAUCUUACAAUGUAGACUUUAAGUGUAAACACAAUACUUUUGUAUAUAUAUUACUGUAAAAAUACAUCUGUUUUUUAAAUAAAUUUCAAAAACUUAAA